AUGGUGUGCAUGGUUCCCUUAUGCCUGUUAUUUCUCAUGACCGGCAUUGUAUCUGCUAUUGGAAAUACUUACUUCAUCGAAGCAGCAAGCCACAUGAACGGAAAGAUUUGGGGCAUAAAGACUACUGUUCUUUUCUUUCCAUUUCUGUUCAACCUUUCCAGAUCCAAUGCCAAGGCAAUUUGGCACAACUGUGAUCCCGGAGUUGGGGUUCUAGUAGCAUUGGUAGUUGCAAUUCUGUGUUGUAUCACAGCUGCAAUAGUGGAGACCUUUAGGUUAGCGGUGGUUAAGAGCCACGGGUUAAUUGACUUGCCGGACGCAACAGUCCCUAUGAGCAGGUUUUGGUUGGUUCCACAGUACGUUUUCCUCGGCGUCGCUGAUGGGCUGUUCGAGCUGAGCAUUGUGCGUUUCUACAUUGCUUUUGUGCUUCAGUGGCCAAUAGAUGCCAACCUUGAAUUGGUGGAGCAGGGCCAAGAUGAUCCCAGGCGUCAAUACGUUCCUCUCUUUGCUAAAGCUAUCUCUGGAGUGGGAAUUCUAUUCAGUGUGUUGUCUGUUCAUGUAGUGGGUGAGAUAAAGCCUGCUUGGUUCCAGCACACGCUAAACACAAGUCGUUUGCAGAAUUACUAUUGGACCUUGGCCGCACUGACUUCCGGUAAUCUGGUGAUUACUGGUUUAGUGUUUUUAGCGUGUGUUUUGGCCUCUAAUUCGUCGGAGGAUUAUCAGCGACUGAGGUAG
Prunus avium (sweet cherry) is the source of this 732-nucleotide messenger RNA. Lineage: Eukaryota; Viridiplantae; Streptophyta; Magnoliopsida; Rosales; Rosaceae. The record is from RefSeq and is a predicted model, not a curated record.